Messenger RNA from Exserohilum turcica Et28A, 3639 nucleotides. RefSeq lists its product as uncharacterized. Bases 1 to 3639 code for a protein of 1212 amino acids. Gene Ontology annotation, biological process: intrinsic apoptotic signaling pathway in response to endoplasmic reticulum stress; mRNA processing; protein phosphorylation. Gene Ontology annotation, molecular function: protein serine/threonine kinase activity; ATP binding; RNA endonuclease activity. Gene Ontology annotation, cellular component: IRE1-TRAF2-ASK1 complex. The record is from RefSeq and is a predicted model, not a curated record. NCBI's taxonomy places the organism in Eukaryota, Fungi, Ascomycota, Dothideomycetes, Pleosporales, Pleosporaceae. The transcript has 2 exons.
AUGCCGCGUCCGCGCCGGCCGCCUGGUGCUGGCUCGGCCCUCACCACACUCGCCCUCGUGCUCCUCACGGGGCUGGUGGCCGCUCAGCAGCAGCAGCCACACCCUCCACCACUCGCAGCACAACACCCACCACAGCAGCCCCCCCAAGCUCCACCACACACCCCCCACGCCCCGCACCCGCCCGUCCAUGUAGACCAUGCACCGCACCUCCUCCACCACGACCACCGCGACCACGACAAUGUCCGCGACCACGCAAAGCCCGCCCACAAAGACGCGGCAGCCGACGCAGACGGCCGCCGCCCCUACCCGUCCCUCCACAGCCGCAACGUGCGCGCCCUAGCAACCAGAGUUCCUUCUGCUCCAGCCAUCAGCGCUGUCAGAGCCGAUCCUGCCAGAUAUGCAGCCUCGGGACGCCUCGUCCCCGGAGCGCGCUCUCUGCAGGAUUGGGAAGUUGAGGACUUUGUGCUCCUGGCGACCGUCGACGGCCACAUCCACGCACGCGACCGCUACAACGGCGAGGAGAUCUGGGAGCUGACGGGCCGCCCCAUGUUGGAGACCAUCUACAACGCGUCGGGCGGCAGCGUCGACCCCCAGGACCAGCCCUUUGUCUGGAUUGUCGAGCCGCGCGAGGACGGAGCCCUCUAUCUGCUCUCGCCCGGCCCCUACCCCCAUCUCCAGCACCUGGGCGUCACGGUCAAGCAAUUGGCCGAGAAUGCACCUUAUUCGAGCGACGACCCGGGCCUUCCGGUCGUGUACAAUGUCGAGAAGAAGACGUUUAUGCUGCUCGUCGACGCCGCCUCGGGCAUCGUCAAGCAGAGCUUCAGCUCCAGCGGCUCCUUCCCCCACGACGACAGCUGUGCCCCCGAGUCGACAAACUACUUUAGUGCCCGCGAGCGCGAUUGCCGGGGCGUCAUUGACAUUGGCCAGACGCAGUACACCAUCACCAUCCACAACAAGAAGACCAACGAGCACAUCUGCACCCUCAAGUACGCCGAGUGGAAUCCCAACAGCCGCGACCGGGACCUGCAGUCGCAGUACGACCAGACGCUCGACAAGCAGUACAUCUACACCACGUACAAUGGCGAGGUCAUUGCCUUUGACUACAAGCGCCCGCGGUCUCACCAACGCCCGCUGUACCGCCAGCGUCUCCCUUACCCAGUCGCACGCGUCUUUGACGUAGCCCGGCCUCUGAACGACCAGUCUGCAGACCCGCCGCUCGUCCUUUUGCCGCAGCCUGCAGGCCCCGUCUUUUCAGAGGACAAGGCCAACCAUGUCCUGCUCAACACCACCGAGUCAGGCGCCUGGUAUGCAUUGUCUGAAGUCAACUACCCUGCCGUGACCGAUGGCGCCCCAGACGCAAUGUGCUACAAGCAGAACCAAGCCGUCUACGACUGGGAUGCUGCCUACGCCCUGCCGGACAAGAAGAGCCUCGUCGGAGUCCACAGGCUCGACUACAAGAUCCCGAACCUGCCAACGCAGCUGCUCGGAAUCCCCGCCCCAACCUACUACGAGUCUAUGAAUGACCAGGUCAUCUCAAACCCACCAGCAACAUCCCCGAGGCAGCAUCAUCAGCCGCCAAGCAUUGAUGCCCCGCCAGAGACUCCCGUCGAUGGGCGGUCGUCGGUACAUGUCUACCUCUACAUCCUGGUGGCCAUCUGCCUCUUUGGCGGGGUCGGUGCCUCUGUGAAGCCCACAAUGGCCGAGUCCUGCAUGAGCUAUUUGAAGCAGCUCGUCCAUGCGAGCAACAUCAAACAGCCUCUGCCGCCAUUGGUUCCCUCGCCAGAACCUGAGGCCAAGUCAACCGACGAAAAGGUUCCUGUUCUCUCCAAUGCGGACGAGGCAACUGAAGAAAAGCCCGUCGUGGAAACCACUGACAAGGACGAAAAUGAGCCCCCUGUCGUGGUAGAGCCCAAGGAGAAGAAGGUGGUUACCUUUGCCGUGCCAAACGACCAGGAGGAAGAUCUUGCACCGCUCUCUAGGACUACAACUGCCGAUCAAGGCUCUCCAGCUGGAGAUGAGGCUGCUCUGCCCGAGGCAAAGCUCAACGCCGACGUUGAACCAACGGCCAACAGCACCGAAGACAUGUCGCAAGAUGCUGCCGCCGCGCCUGCUACACCAAAGAAGAAGAAGACACACCGAGGCAGACGAGGCGGUCGCAAGCUGAGUAAGAAUCAGCAAAAAGAAGAAGACGAGGUCAACCGCAUCGUCAAUGCAGCCAAGCAAUUGGAAGCCGGCCCCCGCCUGCAUCCAGAUGAACUCACCGUCAGCGGUAGUGAUGUGCAGAAUGUGUCUGAGAUUAAACGUAUCGGCAAACUUACCAUCGACCAAGACAAGCUCUUGGGUAACGGAAGCGGUGGUACGUUUGUCUUUGAAGGCAAAUGGAAGGAAGUCAAGGUGGCUGUCAAGCGCAUGUUGCCCCAGUACUUUGGACUUGCGGAGCAAGAGGUCAAGCUCCUACAGAACAGCGAUCCGCAUCCAAACGUCAUCCGGUACUUUGAUGAUGAACGAGACGAGAACUUUCUCUACAUCGCCGUCGAGCUCUGCCAAGCCAGUCUCUUCGACCUGUACAAAGACGGGCGGCCUGGAGAAGAGCUUAGCGAGGAACAUCAGCGUUUGGUCAACAAGAUUAGCGGCAAGGCAUCGUCGUGCCUGUACCAACUCGCUGCUGGUCUCAACCACCUCCACCACCUCCGCAUCAUACACCGCGACAUCAAGCCACAGAACAUUCUCGUCGCACAGCCUAUGAUCACAUCCAAAGACGAUGUGCGCUUGGUGAUUUCGGACUUUGGGCUCUGUAAGACUUUGCCCGACAACGUUAGUACUCUUGUGGGUACAACUGGCAACGCAGGUACCGUGGGCUGGAAAGCCCCUGAGCUCAUAACACAACCCAAGGAGUUGGCCAGUGGAAGCUCUCAAGGCUUUUCUCGCGACUCGUCGAGUUCGACGGAUCCGGUCGCACAGGGUGUCAAGCGCGCCGUAGACAUCUUCUCCCUGGGCUGCGUCUUCUACUACGUACUGACGGGUGGCUGCCAUCCAUUUGACGACGAGGAGGGCUGGAUGCAGAUUCGAGAAUACAACAUCAAGAAGGAAAAGUCUAAUCUUGACCGCCUUCUUCUCGGAGCUGACUCAGUGGAACCACACCACCUCAUCCAAUGGAUGCUUCGACCACGCCCUGAAUCCCGCCCGACGGCCCUUCAGGUCAUGAACCACCCCUUCUUCUGGGACGACCAGAAGCGGCUCGACUUUUUGUGUGACUGUUCUGACCACUGGGAGCGAGAGCCCCGAGACCCACCAUCGGACCACCUCUUGCAGCUUGAAGAAUACGCACAGGAUGUCCUUGACCACCGACGUAACUUCCUGGCCAAGCUCGAUCCCGGCUUCGUCAACUCUCUGGGCAAGCAGCGCAAGUACACGGGCGACCGGAUGUUGGACUUGUUGAGGGCGUUGCGCAACAAGAAGAACCACUACGAGGACAUGGAGGAUGCCAUCAAGGCCAAGGUUGGGCCGCUGCCGAGUGGAUAUCUGAGGUACUGGACUGUCAAGUUUCCGCAGUUGCUCAUGAGCUGCUAUGAGGCGGUGCUGGCAUGUGAUUUGGAGUGUGAGCCAAGGUUCAAGAAGUAUUUUGAGAGUGCCAAGUAG